AUGGCGUCGAUCAACAACACAAUGAAUCUAUGCAGCUAUACUUUUAUCGUUAACCGUACUAAGCUACUCUGCCGUGUUACAGGUGUUGAACGGACCUGGGAUUAUUUGAAAAAAGAAUUCAACAUUGAAGCUGGUGAAUUAACUGGAGCAAGAUAUUACGAAACUGUUCACUUUGGUCCUACAUGUUUUGGUGUUAUUGAUAAUAAAAUAUACUAUUUUCUCGAAAAUCAAUGGUACCCAUACAAGACUGCCGCUGAUAUAGUUUACGAAACAAUAAAUCUCGAUGAUUAA
This is a messenger RNA of Adineta ricciae, 291 nucleotides long. NCBI's taxonomy places the organism in Eukaryota, Metazoa, Rotifera, Eurotatoria, Adinetida, Adinetidae. The record is from the annotation of a GenBank genome assembly.